CCCAUACACUCACACAGGACAGAUGGCCGAUUCCCAGCAAACAUCUGAACCCAUCAAUAUUGUGCAUCGAGACGAAAUCUGGAAAGCACAUGUAAAACUUGAAAAGGAUUCGGCUGAAGUCUGGCCCAGGAAGUGGGGUUUCCUGACUGACAUCUACAAGGAGUAUGAGAUGGAGAGUGUGAAGAUGAAGAAGGCACUAAAAGUGGGGCUCCCCAAUCACGUGGUGGUUCGAUCCCCGACCCCUCCACAAAAAUACAUCCAUGUCGGCCCCUCUCCUCCUGUUCCACAGACAAGUCAAGCGCUAAUUGGCUGGCGUUCGGGUCACGCUCAUCUUCAGCUGGAAAAGUACAGCACAGUGCAUCAUGGGAGACGUAGUUUUCUCAAGGAGCUGGGCUGGCCCUUAGAUGCUUGCCUCUGA
Molecule: messenger RNA, 418 nt
Organism: Melanotaenia boesemani (Boeseman's rainbowfish)
Lineage: Eukaryota; Metazoa; Chordata; Actinopteri; Atheriniformes; Melanotaeniidae
Exons: 4
Coding region: 23-418 (131 amino acids)
Source: RefSeq, a predicted model, not a curated record